Lasiodiplodia theobromae is the source of this 1155-nucleotide messenger RNA. Its product is annotated as Norsolorinic acid reductase. The coding region runs from base 1 to 1155 and encodes 384 amino acids. The transcript is spliced from 5 exons. NCBI's taxonomy places the organism in Eukaryota, Fungi, Ascomycota, Dothideomycetes, Botryosphaeriales, Botryosphaeriaceae. The record is from RefSeq and is a predicted model, not a curated record.
AUGCCGCCAUUUCCAGGAGCUCCCACGCCGAAGACGGCUCUCGGUUAUCACCGUAUUCUGUCGCCCUCUGCGGGCGUGAGGGUUUCCCCCCUCUGUCUCGGGGCUAUGAAUUUCGGCACCGCCUGGGAGAAAAUGAUGGGGAAAUGCGAUAAGAAGACCACCUACGAGAUUCUCGACUUUUUCUUCGAGAGUGGAGGCAACUUCAUCGACACCGCCAACAACUACCAGGGCGAGGAGAGUGAGGAGUGGCUCGGCGAUUGGAUGGAGGAACGCAAGAACCGUGACCAGAUCGUUCUCGCCACCAAGUUCACCACCUUCUUCCCCUCUGGCAAGGGCGGUGAGAAGAUCAACAGCAACUUCCAGGGCAACCACAGCAAGAGCUUGAGAGUCUCCACGGAAGCUAGCUUGAGGAAACUCAAGACGAGCUAUAUUGAUCUGCUCUACGUCCACUGGUGGGACUUCUCCACCUCGAUCCCGGAGCUGAUGCAAUCGCUGCACCACCUCGUCGCCGCAGGCAAGAUCCUCUACCUAGGCAUCAGCGACACGCCGGCCUGGGUCGUCUCGAUGGCGAACCAGUACGCACGUGACCACGCCCUCACGCCCUUCAGCGUGUACCAGGGCAAGUGGAGCGCAGCCGACCGGGAUUUCGAGCGCGACAUCAUCCCGAUGGCGCAGCAGCAAGGGAUGGCGUUGGCGCCGUGGAACGCGCUGGGCGGCGGGCUGUUCAAGACCGAAGAAGAGCUGGCGGCGCAGGACGAAGGCCGCAAGAUGUUCCCGCCGCGCGAGAAGGACAAGAAGGUGGCGGCGGCGCUCGACAAGCUGGCCAAGCCGCGCGGCGUGCACCGCACCGCCAUCGCGCUGGCCUACGUCAUGCACAAGUCGCCCUACGUCUUCCCCAUCGUCGGCGGCCGCAACAUCAACCACCUCAAGGGCAACAUCGAGGCCCUGAGCAUCGAGCUCUCGCCCCAGGAGAUCGAGCAGAUCGAGGAGGCCGAGCCCUUCGACGUCGGCUUCCCCAUGAACUUCCUGUUCGAGUUCGGCGACGCGGCCAAGUACCACAACAGGAUGGGCACCGGUGAUAUCGGCCUCGUCAAGACCUGUGCGCAUAUCGAUACGGUUCCGAAGCCAGAGCCCAUCAAGCCCCGGAAGCUCUGA